Molecule: messenger RNA, 584 nt
Organism: Chondrus crispus (carragheen)
Lineage: Eukaryota; Rhodophyta; Florideophyceae; Gigartinales; Gigartinaceae
Exons: 2
Coding region: 1-474 (157 amino acids)
Biological process (GO): proton motive force-driven ATP synthesis
Molecular function (GO): proton transmembrane transporter activity
Source: RefSeq, a predicted model, not a curated record
AUGCACACCAACCAAACGGGUCGUGGGUUUUCGACUCACGCCAGAGACGCUAUUGCGACCCACUCACAUCCAGCUCUCCACACGCUCGCUUCUCAAUCACAUUCUUCGACCUGCCCCCUACCAACGGACCGCUCGUCGUUUUCAUCUGCCACGAUAUUGCUUCGAGGGAUCACAAAAAUGGCAUCAAUGAUGAAGGAGAUCGCAAAACGUUCGGCAAACAUGGUCGUCAAGGGGAGCACGCCAGAGGCAUGGGAGACAACUUCCAAACUGCGAUCGCAAUACCUCUACACCACGCUUGACUCCAUGCCAGCCCGAUUCGCUGAUGCAUCCAAGGAAUGGGCUUCCCUUCGAGCCAAGAUCAUGUCCAGAGACUUCACGAUUAACGACAUCGGUGUUGGAGCUGCUCGCGCGGCUGAAAUCUACGCGUUCUACAUCGUGGGACGAGUACUCGGCAGUAGAUCGUUCAGUACCUAGGCUGCGGACUGAGGAAAUCCGAGGACCAGCGCAUCUGGUAUCGGCGGCGUUACUUCAAACUUUGCCGGCUCUUGCGAUGAGGAUAUGUAAAACACCAUUGUUCCCCGUCA